GAGGCGGGGGGCCGGCGGGAGCCAAGCCGAGGAAGAGGGCGGAGCGGCUCUCCGGGCGCGUCAUCGGAGCACCAUGGCGGACCUGGGAGCGGGCGGCGACAGCCACACGGGCGGCGAUGGCGUGGCGCAGAGCGAAACAGCGCCUGAUGGCAACAAAGUACAAGAUAAGAAAACCGCUGCCUCCCACCGUCCCUCCACUACUACUUCAGGACAAAAUAGCAACCACUCAGGAAAUAAACCAGACCCGCCACCUGUGCUGCGUGUUGAUGACCGGCAGAGGCUUGCGAGAGAGCGGCGUGAGGAGCGGGAGAAGCAGCUAGCUGCAAGAGAAAUCGUCUGGCUAGAGAGAGAAGAGCGGGCCAGGCAGCACUACGAGAAGCACCUGGAGGAGCGGAAGAAGAAGCUCGAAGAGCAGAGGCUGAAGGAGGAGCGGAGGCGGGCUGCCGUGGAGGAGAAGCGGCGGCAGAGGCUGGAGGAGGACAAGGAGCGUCAUGAAGCCGUCGUGCGACGUACAAUGGAGAGGAGCCAGAAGCCGAAACAGAAACAAAACCGGUGGUCAUGGGGAGGUGCUCUCCACGGGAGCCCAAACAUCCACAGCACAGAUCCAGACAGGCGGUCAGUUUCCACCAUGAAUCUUUCGAAACAUGUUGAUCCCGUCAUUAGCAAGCGGCUCUCCUCUUCAUCUGCAACUUUACUAAAUUCUCCAGAUAGAGCUCGCCGCCUGCAGCUCAGCCCGUGGGAGAGCAGCGUGGUUAACAGACUGCUGACGCCCACACACGCGUUCCUGGCCAGGAGUAAAAGCGCAGCUGCCUUGUCUGGAGACGCAGCAUCUUGCAGCCCCAUCAACAUCACGCCCUACAGAGCCGCACACUCUAGAAACCCACCGGAGCGACCAAAAUUCUUUGUAACACCACCCGAGGGCUCCGCGCGAAGGAGGACUGUUCACGGCGCAGCGGGCUAUAAAAGAGAGAGGGAGAGAGAAAAUGUACCCUUCCACCUCACAUCCGGUAGCCAAAGGUCUCUGUCUCCAUCUCAUCCCAAAGCCAGAUCAUCAGCUUCCUCCCGACUUUGGCUCCCAUCCAAGUCCUUUCCCCAUCUGCCCGGCACCCCCAGACCAGCACCCUCCACGCCUCCUGGACCAGUCAAAGCUGCCCCUGCUCAGGUCCGGCCUCCCUCCCCCGGCAACAUCCGCCCUGUCAAGAGAGAAGUCAGAGUGGAACCUGAGAGAAAAGACCCUGAGAAGGAGCCUCAGAAAGUUUCCAGUGAGCCCUCACUUAAGGGCAGAACACCUCUGGUGAAGGUAGAAGAGGCCACAGUUGAAGAGGCAACAGCAGUCGAAGCGGAGGCCGCCCCCGCUGCUCCAGCGGCAGCCGCAGCCCCAGCUCCGGCCCCGGCCCCAGCCUCCGCCCCAGCCCCGCCCUCCACUCUGACUGCCAGUGCUUCUCCGAAAACCUCUGCGGGGACCACCGACCCAGAAGAGGCCACAAGGCUGCUGGCUGAGAAGAGGCGGCUGGCCCGAGAGCAGAGAGAGAAGGAGGAGAGGGAGAAGAGGGAGAAGGAAGAGCUCGAAAGACAAAAGCGAGAAGAACUGGCCCUGAAGGUAGCUGAAGAGAGGAGCCGCCGAGAGGAGGAGGCCCGCCAGCUGGAAGCUGAGCUAGCCCGGGAGCGGGAAGAGCAGCUGCGGCGGCAGGAGGAGGAGCGGGCCCGGCGCGAGCGGGAGGAGAUGGAGCGCAUCCGGAAACAGAAGGACGAAGAAGCUCGUGUUCGGGAAGAAGCAGAGAGGGUCCGGCAGGAGCGGGAGAAGCAUUUCCAGAGAGAAGAGCAAGAGCGCCUGGAGAGGAAGAAGCGACUUGAGGAGAUUAUGAAAAGAACCAGAAGAACAGAAGCUUCAGAUAAGAAAACUGUUGAUCAGAGAAAUGGAGAUAUAACCAAGGGAACUCCCUCUGGAGAAACAGUAUCCACACUUCCAAAUAUGACAAACUCUCCAGGAUCAGAGGAACCAGAGGCCAGCACCCAUGUGGUUACCUCUCACCAGUCAACAGUGACUGUGGACAGUACUCCCAGUUUGGAAAAACAACCAAGUGAAAAUGGAAUAUCAGUUCAGAAUGAAAAUUUUGAAGAAAUUAUAAACUUACCCAUUGGAUCUAAACCGUCCAGACUAGAUGUCACCAACAGUGAGAAUCCAGAUAUUCCUUUGAAUCCAAUUUUGGCCUUUGACGAUGAAGGGACACUUGGGCCCCUGCCUCAGGUAGAUGGUGUUCAGACACAACAGACAGCAGAAGUUAUAUGAGCAUUUCUUCUGAAGAACCAAAGCAGAAAUUUAAAAAGAAUUUCUACAGUUAAUGGAAUUCCUUCCAUGCUACAAAGGAGCAUCUUCCCUUCCUCCAGUUUUCUAAAGAUUUCUUGACCAUCAUUUUGAAAGAUUUUAUUAAAACUAGCUAAAGACAACAGACUGGAAAGUUUUUCUAAUAAUUUUCGCCAGUAGAGAAAAAAAAAAUGCUCCUUGUUCUUCAGUACUUUAAAAUGGCUUUUUCCAGUGUGCUCCUUCUUAGGAAAUCAAUAUUUUUCUGCAUUCUUUAAAAGAUGAGACCAUUUGGCUAUCAAAAAUGGGCUGAGUAGGCAUGAUUUUUCACAUAGAUAUUUUGGUCUUUAAAUGCUAACAUGUAAAAUUGACAAAUUUUUACCUUUUACAAUAUAAUACUUGAAAAUAUAAGUACCUCUUGGUUCCACAGGUAGAGUCAAUAGGAGAGGUGUUUAAGCCUGUUUGUUAAAAUAUUAUUGCAAAGAGCUCUAUUUGUAGAGGCAGAUUACCAGGUUCCUGUAAAUGCAACUUGUACAUGGACAUUCUGCAAACCCUGCUGUCCCAUUCUUCUUGCAUCUUUUUGCUAAAGCAUACUCGCGUUUUAAAAUGUGAAAAAAUUAUUUUUUCUAGAGCAAGAAAAUAAUUUACUGUCCUCUUAAAUAAUGUAUUUAUAAAGUUUUUCAGAGAAACUAAUCAAAUAAAUUAGAACAAUGUAAUAACAUUGCAGAUUUGAUUUAUGAGAUGCAUUCCUUAUAUUACCGUGAGAGAAUGUUGCUGAUAAUUCAGGGCUAUUUCUGAAGUCUGUUUAUUGCUGCUGUCCCCAGUGAUGGUGGGACUUGACUUUGCCUUACCGGAUCUCAAAUUAUGUGCGAGGGAAUAAAGAUUUACUAUUUCUUUAAAUAAAAAAAAAAAAAAGAAUUUGGUUUUGCUCGUUUAAGAGCAAUGAAAAAUAUGAUGGAAUUGUUGACUGUGUUUGGCACCCAGGACACUGCAGGACACCUUCAUGAAGGUCCUUGUUCUGUGUGACAUCCAUCAGCUUUCACCCUUCACUUCUGCUGCUGAGCUUGGCUAUACAAACUUGCACUUUCAUUUGAUGAUAUAAAUUCAAUUUUAUUUUAUCAUUUGAGAGACUGUUAGUAACUAAAUACUGAAGGAGAGAAAACAUUGAGGAAACACAUGUUUUAUUAUGGAGUAUUUUUAAAAACUGAUAAACUUCUGCCACUAGAGUGUGCUUUUAUUAAAAGAGGGGUUAGGGGCUGUUCAUUUAUUGGACUGUUUCCUUAAAAUCCCAAUGUACCAUCUUUAGUAACAGCUGUAAUUUGUUAAAAAUAUUAAUUUGGGGGUUUUCCCUGUUCUCAGUUGUCCAUGUACACAUAGUCAUAUUAAAAGAAAAUCUGUUCAAA
Molecule: messenger RNA, 3705 nt
Organism: Dama dama (fallow deer)
Lineage: Eukaryota; Metazoa; Chordata; Mammalia; Artiodactyla; Cervidae
Gene: MAP7
Product: microtubule associated protein 7
Exons: 18
Coding region: 74-2290 (738 amino acids)
Biological process (GO): microtubule cytoskeleton organization
Cellular component (GO): microtubule cytoskeleton
Source: RefSeq, a predicted model, not a curated record